UGCGUGUGCGUGCUGUGGCCAUGUUGUUGAUUUGAUCAGCGCUGUCUUGGUCGAUGAUUCUCUAGCAGCUAAAUGCAAAUACAUUAUUUUAUAUCAGUUUAAUUUAAAUUCUCAUUUUUUACUAUGAUUUUACAGCAGUUUAUUUCUCAUCUACUGGAUGUAAAUCUCUGUGUUAUUGAAGUUAUUGAGGCGAUGAAGAGGCGCGUUUAUUGACAAACUCUGACAGCUUUUAAUGUAAACGAUCGAGGAUCGUAUAGAAAAUCCGAUCGAUGUUAAAAAGUGUUUUCUGUUUGAGACGCGGACAUUAUAAUAUUGACUCGUGUCUUAGCAUUAGCGUUAGCAGCUGGCUGACAGACACAUACACAAAUAAGAUGAUGUAUGACUGACUGUCAGUGAUGUGAAAUGAAAGCUUCAUGUUAGUGCAGAUAUUAUAGAAAAACACGCGGAAUAUAUCAUCAUCAUCAUCAUCAUCAUCAUCAUGGCAAACGUGUCUGAUCUGCAGACUAAAUACAGUAAACUGGCUCAAGAAUAUUCAAAGCUCCGGGCUCAGAAUCAGGUGCUGAAGAAGGCUGUGGUAGACGAACAGACAUCCUCCAACUCAUUAAAGGAUGAGCUGAAGCAGAAAGAACAAAGUUUACGAAAAGUGCAUCAGGAAAUGGACAGCCUGAGCUUCAGAAACCAACAACUGACCAAAAGAGUGGAGCUCCUGCAGGAGGAGUUACUAACGUCAGAGAAUAAAAACAAGAGGAGUAAAAAUAAAGGAGAUUCCCCAUCACAAAUGAAUCUGCAGACACAGAGUGUGUUUGAUGAAGAUCUGCAGAAGAAGAUUCAGGAAAAUGAAAGGCUUCACAUUCAGUUCUAUGAAGCAGAUGAGCAGUAUCGUCGACAGGAGGCUCAUCUGAAAGCUCAACUUCAUCAGCUGCAGAAAGAGUCUGAACAACAUCAGGCUGUUGUGGAAGCCCUAACCAACAAAUACACAGAAAGCAUGGAGAAACUCCAGAGCGACAAAGCCCAUCUAGAGGUGAAAGUUCAAACCCUGGAAAGAGAAGCCAAAGACUGCCGAAUCAGAACUGAGGAGUGUCAGCAGCAGCUGAGGAAAUAUCAGACUGAACUGAGCGGUCAGUUAAAGCACAGCAGCAGGGUCAUUCAGGAGAAAGUGCCCUUCAACGACACCCAGCGGAGCGACUACAAUAGUCUGAAUGUUCCCAUCCACAACAGACGACAUCAGCUGAAAGCUCGUGAUGUCAGUGCUCAGGCGCAGGGUUUUGUUCAGUGUCUGGUGUCCGCCCUGCUCAACUUUCACUCUUACACUGAACAGAGGGUCCACAUUUACCCGCUGGACUCGUCCAUUGAAGCCAUCUCACCCGUCAACCAGAAGUUCUCUCAGUAUCUGCAUGAGAAUGCAUCAUAUCUGCGGCCGCUGGAGGAGGACUUACUACACUUACAUGACAGUAUUACAGAGGACGCCAUCACAACGCUGGAGACUGUGGGAAAACUGCAGGAUUUCUCCACAUCAUUCUCAGCCUACAGCAGUUUUCUCAAGAAGAUUCUUCCCUAUCAGCUCACAAGUCUGGAAGAGGAAUGCGAUGCUCCUCUCUGCACGUCAGCGCUGAAGGCCAAGAACCGCGAGAUACAGAACGACAUGAAGAGACUGACGGCCGUCUUUGACAAACUCAAGUCUUACGUCAGCCUGUUAGCCGUCCCGAGCCUUCGUUUGGAUGCCAUGUGUCAAAGCAGCGCUAACGCCGUCUUCACCCAGUUGAGCGCAGGCUUACACGGCCUGCAUGACGUAACCAGAGAGUUGUCUCAGCACUACAGUCAGAAGGUUUGUGUGGAGCAGGAUCUGCCGAGCGUCACGCAGAAAUUUCGUACCACUAAUGAGUGUUUGCUGUCCUCGCUGGCGUCCCUCACCAACAGCUGCAGCAAGAUCACCACCUUCUUCAGCAACAAUCUGGAUUUCUUUGCCUCAUGUCCUGGUUACAGUCCACGAGGGUGUGGCGUGAACCCGCUGCAGGCCGACAGCAUGAUCGCUAACAAGAGACACGCUUCCAGAUACAUGAGCGUCAUCAGAAAGGAGAGAUCCGAGUCUGUCCCAUACAGAGAAGCUUUAUCGAACCGACACAUUCUCACCAGCUCUACAGAGAGCAGAGAGGGGCUCAUGCAGCAGGUGCUUCAGACUCAGGAGAAGAUCUCUCGUCUGGAGCAGGAGAAGGAGCACUGGUUGCUGGAGGCUCAGCUGGGGCAGGUGCGUUUGGAGAAGGAGAACCAGCGUAUCGCUCAACUGGAGGCUAAAGUGGCCUGGGCUGGGGAUGGAGGGCAGUCUCACAGCAGCGCUGAAAGCUCUGAUGCUGCACAAACAGACAGCACGGAGCUCAUCCAGGACACCAGUGUGGUGGGUAUGGUGACGAUCACGUCCUGCAGUGACAGCGCUGAUGAUCAGGAAUCACGUGAACGGCUGAUAAAAACACAUUACCUGAACCGCGUGUCCGAGCUCACCGCACAACUGCAGAUGUGUGACAGUAAAGCCGUCCACUUCUACGCUGAGUGUCGAGCUGUUGCCCGACGUCUCUCCAUUGCAGAAAAGUGUCGCGAGGCUUUGGCAGAGGAGCUGAAGCUUUCUAAUACCAACAUCACUCGCUUACAGGAUGAACUCAGCACCACAAAGAGAAGUUAUGAAGAUCAGCUGAGCAUGAUGAGCGAUCAUCUGUGCAGUAUGAACGACACGCUGAGCAAACAGAGAGAAGAGAUCGACACGCUCAAACUCAACUCAAAGGGAAACUCAAAGAAGAACAAAGGCCGAUAGUACAUUUGACAUCAGGGGCACACGACUGACGCAUCUGCAGCCUGUGUGUGUGCGCUUCACAUGAAAACAAUGUUGUGUAGUCUGUAAAAGUGAUUGUGUUCUGACCGAGUGAUGGAGUGUGUUUGUGGGAUUAUCAAAUUCCAGCAUUCAUGUUGUUUUGUUCCUCACACACACAAAUAAACACACUUGUGUCUGGAGAUGACGGAAAUCUGAUGUAAAACUGAUGGCCAGACAUGUGCCACCGGAGGAGGGAUGGGGAUGAUGUCAUAGAUCACACAAACAUGUUAUGAAAGGGAACAUAUCACUGAAAAUGACUUGAUCUUCAUUCAGCCUUGUGAUUAUUUUACAUCACUGUUAAAUCUCAUCCAGUCUGUUUUCUUUCUCAUCAUAAUGUACGAAGUACCAUUAAAAUCAAAGUGUAAU
Molecule: messenger RNA, 3226 nt
Organism: Triplophysa rosa
Lineage: Eukaryota; Metazoa; Chordata; Actinopteri; Cypriniformes; Nemacheilidae
Gene: ppp1r21
Product: protein phosphatase 1, regulatory subunit 21
Exons: 22
Coding region: 479-2803 (774 amino acids)
Cellular component (GO): membrane; early endosome
Source: RefSeq, a predicted model, not a curated record